CCGACAAGAAGUACCGGAUAAGGUCACAGGUGGAGAGACCGUAUCCGUGUCUCAUCAUUAGACUCCAGGCUCCAGCUGAGAGAGCACAAGGGAGGCGGGGGGGAGAAAUAUAGCUUCAUUGCGUUGUCCCUGCACUCUGAAGCUUUCGUCGCUGCCAGCACCCGCUUACACGCCACGAGCCUGCAAUCUUGGCGACAGCUAUGGCUAUGGCAAUGGCGCAACCGAUAGCAGUUGUGUCCACCUCCUUCUUCACCCCCCGUCCGUUCACUUCCUCCCCCGCCGCUGCUUCGCCGUUGCAAAUCCGGCUCUGCCCCACCCCCCGACGGCUUCCUCUCUGCCGCGCGCAAACGAAAGCAAUGGCGCCGAUAACGUUUCACAUCGGCGAGACCUCCCUCAGCAUUCCCUUCUCUCUGGACUCAGCGAAGGGGCUCAGCGCUGCCAUAGCUGACCUCUUGACCACAUUCAGGGAGAAGGAGAAGGCCGAGAGGCCGAGACGGUGGGACAACAUGGAGUACCGCCAGAUCGAGGACGGCGUCUUCUUCGAGGUUUUCUGCAACCCUAAUGCUCACGCCACCGCAUUCCAGGCCAAGUACUUGGUCACCAUUAACGAUGACAAGCUGCGGAUCGCCUCCGAGGGUCAGCUCAGUGCCCUCAAAUCCGACUUAGACCAAUACAUCGACUCGCAAAGCUGAUGAGAAUAUGUCGAUUUCCUCCCGGCUCCAGAGUCAACUAGUUGUAGGAAACCUUGAGAUUUUGUAGGCAUGUGUGGAUUUUUCAAGAUCGUCUGCAAUAAAUGGGGCCUUGUUUUCA
This is a messenger RNA of Physcomitrium patens, 810 nucleotides long. RefSeq lists its product as uncharacterized. The record is from RefSeq and is a predicted model, not a curated record. NCBI's taxonomy places the organism in Eukaryota, Viridiplantae, Streptophyta, Bryopsida, Funariales, Funariaceae.